AUGCCACUGUCUUGCUUUUAUUUAAUUAAAAAAGAUUCCAAACGUAUAAAAAUUUCCAAACACCUUUCAAAGCACUCAAUGUGGCUGCGCCAACACUUUCAGAAUGAAAAUAUGGAAAAUCAGUCAGAGCAAAUGUUCGGCGAAUUUAUCGACCUGGUGGCACCUCUGAAUUAUAUUCACAAAUAA
Messenger RNA from Clunio marinus, 186 nucleotides. NCBI's taxonomy places the organism in Eukaryota, Metazoa, Arthropoda, Insecta, Diptera, Chironomidae. The record is from the annotation of a GenBank genome assembly.